Raphanus sativus (radish) is the source of this 700-nucleotide messenger RNA. RefSeq names its product histone H3.2. Gene Ontology annotation, molecular function: protein heterodimerization activity; DNA binding; structural constituent of chromatin. The transcript has a single exon. The coding region runs from base 82 to 492 and encodes 136 amino acids. The record is from RefSeq and is a predicted model, not a curated record. Gene Ontology annotation, cellular component: nucleosome. Lineage: Eukaryota; Viridiplantae; Streptophyta; Magnoliopsida; Brassicales; Brassicaceae.
GUCUUCACUCUCCAUAUCGAUCACAAUCCUCUCACAAAUCAAAUCGCUAACACACGACUCUUGUUCCUACAAAAACAGCAAAUGGCUCGUACCAAGCAAACCGCGAGAAAAUCCACCGGAGGAAAGGCCCCGAGGAAGCAGCUCGCGACGAAGGCGGCGAGGAAGUCGGCACCGGCCACCGGAGGAGUGAAGAAGCCACACAGGUUCCGUCCCGGAACCGUGGCGUUGAGGGAGAUCAGGAAGUACCAGAAGAGCACCGAGCUCCUGAUCCGCAAGCUCCCCUUCCAGCGUCUGGUCCGCGAGAUCGCUCAGGAUUUCAAAACCGAUCUGAGGUUCCAGAGCAGCGCCGUCGCGGCUCUGCAAGAGGCCGCCGAGGCCUACCUCGUCGGGUUGUUCGAAGACACGAAUCUUUGCGCGAUUCACGCCAAGAGGGUUACGAUCAUGCCCAAGGAUAUCCAGCUCGCGAGGAGAAUCCGUGGUGAAAGAGCUUGAAGACUCUCUUAGAUUUUGUGUUUGGUUUCGUUGAAGGGCAAAUCUCUUUCUGGGAUUUUAGUUUAUGUUGUAGAGAGCUUGGCUCGUGUUUAACACUGCGUGUUUGGUAGGUUUUUAGUCUUUUGUUAAGAUAGUCCCGAAGGUGUUCGUCGAAAUGUCCAAACGAGAAUCUCUCUUGUUUUAUAUAAAAAAAAAACUAUUUGCCCAA